UACUGGAUGGUAUAAACGUUUUGGUGAUGUGAUGAUGAGGCUGUGAAGGGUUUCACACGUCAGGUAUCCGGCCUGUGGACAGGCUAGGCGGACAGGAAGAAUGCAGGCCCGCAUGUGUGUGAGGACUGUGAACCGUGGCGAGAGAGACGGGUGGGAUAUAAGCGCCAACCCUGUGCCCUGCUGCUGUAGCAGACACGUUCCCACUCCGAGGGCAUAUCGUGCCAGCAAGACGACCCGCUCGCCCUGUCAGUGCAGUGCAUGGAAGGGCAUGGGGACGGGGCGAACGCUAGAGCAGGCUGUUCGCCCGCUCUACCCCGUCUUACUACGGCUACUAGUCAUCGCCGUCCUGGUCCACAGAGCACAUUCGGACUCGGCGUGCAGAGUGACCAAGUGUAACUCGGAGUUCGUGGCUAGUACGGCGCCGUUAAACCCGGCGAUCUUUCGGGACCUGGUGUUGUACUGCCGGGCACUACGGCAGGCGACCGACUGCGCCCGGCGUACGGCCAGAAACUGCCGGGGAGACCUGCACUACCACUCCACCAUACGGGGCUUCCAGGCCCAGAUGCAGUCCCACAACUGCACCCAUGUACCCACGGACGCACCCGUAGAGGAGUUCCCACCAGUUCGCCCGGGAAGCCCCCACGAGGAACAUUUGCCGCCGAUGUGCGCGUACCGGGGCGGCUCCAACACUGUCUACCGCCACUGCGGCCUUUUCGGGGACCCCCACUUACGGACGUUCUACGACGACUUUCAGACGUGUAAAGUAGACAGGGCCUGGCCCCUCAUAGACAACGCUUACCUAGCAGUGCAAGUUACCAACGUGCCGGUAGCUGUAGCAGCAUCGCACGGAUUCACCGCAACAGCGACUACCAAGUUGACGGUGAUUGUGAAGGGAGAAGUGGCUGAGUGUGCGCGGGAGAAGGUUUACCAGGCGCAGCAGAACAAUCUUCCCGAUGCGUUCGCCGACGGGACGCGCAGCGGCGGGCCAAACGGGAUCCGCAGCCUGGUGCUGGACGUGCGGGUCCCGGGUCGUCACGUGGAGAUCCAUGUGCGCUACAUCGACACCACGAUCGUGCUUCGCCAGAUCGGGAACUACCUGACGUUCGCUAUCCGAAUGCCGGAGGACGUGAUUAACACGGGGAACUUCGACGAGGACGGGUUGCAACUGUGCGUGAAAGGAUGCCCGCUGAGCGAGAGAAUAGACUACGUGGAAUUCCUCAGAAACCCUCCGCAGUCCUCCUCGAACACGGUCUUACACCGUAGCGAGAUUGCCAUGCCGAAAGACAUGGCGAUUCAGAAGUGCAGGCAGAGCAAUGUGACAGACUUCUACCUGGAUUCCUGUGUGUUCGAUCUGAUGACCACGGGAGACGCCAACUUCACAUUAGCAGCUAAGAGUGCGCUGGAGGACGUGUACAGAUUGCACCCCAACCCGGGGAGAACUCACCGAAACAGAACGAUCGAGUCUACCAUCUCGGGGUCGCAAACGCCCGUGAACAGCGCCCCGUCCAGAACUCUUCCCAGGCGGACUCUCUCCCUGUACAUGCUACUCAUCUCCUGUAUAAUUUUAUUAACUAAUUGGUCUUAUUUUGUAACAUAACUAAUAUAAUAAUCUAAUAUAUAUUUCAAUUAUAAAAAAGACUUUAUAUACAACGCUCACAGCACACAACAGAUGUACAUAUGUUGAGAAGAAUAUGUUGUGCUGUGCUUUUUCUACUAUUAAUAAUUAUGGUAGUAGCAUUAGUAUCGAUGGCACUUCUUAUACCUGUACAAAACUUCCCCGAGCCAAAAUUGAGCGAGGAACAUAACUUAUAAACGCUUCAGGAAACAUCACGACUCUGUGUCGCCACAGAACUCAAGCUCUACCUCUCCUCCCCUUCUCCUGACCACCGGAACACAUUAACAACAUUAGAUUUAAGAUGCAAAGAAUACUAUUGGUUAGUCGUAAGCUAAACAAGGCGUACUUCCCUAGUAUUAAAGCAAGGUGCCUAAUUAAAAAGUAUACAAACAAAGGAGGGCCAGAUUUAACUCAGAGGCAAACCAAGAAGUAUAUGUUUGUGGAGAGUGGGCUUGUGUCUAUUAAUUGUGACCAGUACAUGGAAAGAAGAAAGAAUUCCGUAGUAAGGC
This is a messenger RNA of Branchiostoma belcheri (Belcher's lancelet), 2124 nucleotides long. RefSeq names its product repulsive guidance molecule A-like. The record is from RefSeq and is a predicted model, not a curated record. The transcript has 4 exons. The coding region runs from base 101 to 1597 and encodes 498 amino acids. Gene Ontology annotation, molecular function: coreceptor activity. Gene Ontology annotation, cellular component: plasma membrane. Gene Ontology annotation, biological process: BMP signaling pathway. NCBI's taxonomy places the organism in Eukaryota, Metazoa, Chordata, Leptocardii, Amphioxiformes, Branchiostomatidae.